This is a messenger RNA of Oncorhynchus masou masou (cherry salmon), 3682 nucleotides long. Its product is annotated as leucine-rich repeat neuronal protein 1-like. Gene Ontology annotation, cellular component: extracellular matrix. The transcript is spliced from 2 exons. The record is from RefSeq and is a predicted model, not a curated record. Gene Ontology annotation, molecular function: protein binding. The coding region runs from base 762 to 2900 and encodes 712 amino acids. Lineage: Eukaryota; Metazoa; Chordata; Actinopteri; Salmoniformes; Salmonidae.
UUUCUUUUGUUCCCAUCACAGCAGAACUCGGGCAGAUGGUGAGGUCGUCUAGUUGGGCACCAGGCUGUGAUGACAUACACUGCCGCACGACCAAUCUCGCGUUUGAAAUCAGUUGACAGGACUCGCAGCUCUGGUCAGCGCCAGGUGCUCUCUGUAUGUUUACUUGAAGGAGGGUACGAGCUCAGAGAAGCGCGAGCUCAAGGCAAGCGCUGUGCUCGGGUUACCAGUGGCAAUGAUAAAGCUAUUCAGUCAGCCGCGGGCGAAGCACAGAGGACAGAAGAACGGCGGCUGAGGAAAUCAAAACUAAACCUCUGUGAAGAGACGUCGCUUUUUGCUAAGUUAAAUAUUGUAUUAUUAAUUUUUCAUAUAUAUAGUAGUAUUAUCUUUCAAGACUGAGCGCUCGAAUUGCCUGUUUUUUCCUGUGGCAGCUAAGUAUGUGUACAGGGGGAGAGGCAUUCUUGUGGUUGAUAAAAUGCUAAGACUUAUUCAGCAGAAUUGUGAGAAGAGAGAAAAACACGUGAGUGGAGGAAGAGGACAACCCUGAACAUCCCCUGGCCCCCUUCUGAAACGCACACACACUUGCAAUCAUCGCGGACUGCUCGCACUCUCACACUAACUGUGGAUGGACUGCAGCUCUAGAAAAAACCCACUACAGGCAGGGAGGACACUGAUGCCCAUGAUCCUACACCUAUCCUCCAGGCUGUCCUCAGGAACCCUGCCUCUCCUCUAAGUUCAGUGUGACCAGACAGAGAGCAGACAACAUGGCUCCAAGCCCCCUCCCCUGGCCCCCGCUGGCAUGGCUGUGUGUGGGGCUGCUGUUGCCCCUGGUGCAGGGCGGGGAGUGCCCGCGGCUGUGUGUGUGUGAGGUGCGCCCCUGGUUCACCCCCCAGUCCACCUACAGGGAGGCGGCCACGGUGGACUGCAACGACCUGCGGCUGACACACAUCCCCUCCAACCUGUCUUCUGACACCCAGGUGCUGCUGCUCCAGAGCAACUCCAUUGCCCACACCAGCGGUGAGCUAGAGGCCCUGUUCAACCUGACAGAGCUGGACCUGUCCCAGAACAACUUCAGCACAAUGGAGGCUGUGGGCCUGGCCAACAUGAACCAGCUUACCACCCUUCACCUGGAGGAGAACCAGAUUAGCCAGCUGCCUGACCACUGCCUGCAGGACCUCAGCAACCUACAGGAGCUCUACAUCAACCACAACCAGAUCUGCACCAUCGCCCCCGGGGCUUUCUCCGGUCUGCAUAGCCUGCUGCGCCUCCACCUCAACUCCAACAGGCUCCGGGUUAUCGACAACCGCUGGUUCGAGGCAACGCCCAACCUGGAGAUCCUGAUGAUCGGAGAGAACCCUGUCAUUGGCAUCCUGGACAUGAACUUCAAGCCACUGGGGAGCCUGAGGAGCCUGGUCCUGGCCUGCAUGGACCUCACUGACAUUCCUGGGAAUGCUCUGGUGGGCCUGGAUAACCUGGAGAGCCUAUCCUUCUACGACAACAAGCUGGUCCGGGUGCCCCAGCUGGCCCUGCAGAAAGUGCCCAACCUGAAAUUCCUGGACCUGAACAAGAACCCAGUGCACAAGAUCCAUGAGGGAGACUUCAGGAACAUGCUGCGUCUGAAGGAGCUUGGUAUCAACAACAUGGCUGACCUGGUAUCCAUCGACUGUUACGCCCUGGACAACCUGCCUGAGCUGACCAAGCUGGAGGCCACUAACAACCCCAAGUUGUCCUACGUGCACCGGACGGCCUUCAGGGACGUGUCCUCCCUGGAGAGCCUGAUGCUAAACAACAAUGCCCUCAACUCUGUCUACCAGCACACCGUUGAGGCGCUGCCCAACCUCCGCGAGAUCAGCCUGCACAGCAACCCACUACGCUGCGACUGUGUCAUCCAGUGGAUGAGCUCCAACAGGACCAACGUGCGCUUCAUGGAGCCCCUGGCUAUGCUGUGUACCUCGCCGCCCGAGCUCCGGGGCCAGCGGGUCAGAGAGGUGAAGCUGCCGGACUCCCCAGAGCAGUGCCUGCCCUUCAUCUCCCAGGACACCUUCCCCAGCCACCUGAGCCUUGAGCUGGGCAUGAGUGUCAGCCUGGACUGCAGGGCUAUUGCUGAGCCCGAGCCAGAGAUAUACUGGGUGUCUCCUAUGGGGAGCAAGAUAACAGUGGACACAGUGUCGGAGCGGUACCACCUGAGCAGUGAGGGCACCCUGCGACUGUCCCACGUCCAGGUGGAGGACUCCGGUCGCUACACCUGCAUAGCCCAGAACACAGAGGGCGCCGACACACGCGUCACCACCAUCCGCGUCAAUGGCACCCUGCUGGACAGUGCCGAGGUGAUGAAGAUCUACGUCAAGCAGACCGAGUCCCACUCCAUUCUGGUCUCCUGGAAAAUCAACUCCAACGUCAUGACCUCCAACCUCAAGUGGGCAUCGGCCACCAUGAAGAUUGACAACCCCCACAUCACCUACACUGCACGCGUGCCCGUCGACGUGCACGAGUACAACCUGACCCACCUGCAGCCGGCCACCGAGUACGAGGUGUGCCUCACUGUUUCCAACAUUCACCUGCAGACCCACAAGUCGUGCGUCAACGUGACCACGCGCAGCGUCACCUUCACCCUGGACGUGUUGGACCAGAGACCUAGUGCCGCCCUGUUAGCCAUCAUGGCCACCAUGCUGGCCUUCCUUAGCCUGGCUACGGUGGGGGUGUAUGUGGCCCGGCGCUGGAAGAGGAAGAACUACCACCACUCCCUGAAGAAGUACAUGCAGAAGACCUCCUCCAUCCCCCUCAAUGAGCUCUACCCGCCCCUCAUCAACCUAUGGGAGGCAGACAGUGAGAAGGACAAGGAGGGCGGUACAGAUAGCAAGCCCUCCCCCGUGGACACCACACGCAGCUACUACAUGUGGUGAAGCAGGCCUGGCCCAGGCCACCCCUCCACCAGCACACACAGACACACUUUUGCCAUUUUGGUGCAAAAGUCAUAUAAAAGUCAUAAAACAUUUGUUUUUGUAUUUUUCUGCUUUGCUAACACAUGGCAGAGUGAUAAAGGACAGGAUUUUUAUUAGUAUAGCGUAUCGCCUUUGUUUGACUCUCUUUUUUCUCUUUUAUCGUUUGGACUAUUCCAAGAUGGCAGCUGUGUCUAGCUUCCAGAUUGUCUUAGUUGCUGCAUUUUAUUUCUGUGAUGCGUUUUUGAUAGCACAGCUUUUUGUCUUGUUGCUGAUGCAGCAACAGGUACUAUUAGUCUAGGUAAAGGUUCCCCUGGCAAUGUUAGGGAUUGCAGUGCUUAUUCUCUCCUUUUGUAAAUCAGGUCAUCUGUUGUGCACUGAAAUGUAAAUGAGUUUGUAUGGACUUCAAUUAAAAGCUGACUAAGGGGAUUAGACUUCGUAUACUGUCUACUGAAUAACUCUAGCGAUUGUACGGUAAUGUUGAAUCAACUUAUCAUUUUAAACUCUUUUUUUGUAAUUAGUUUGCUGAUAAAUGUGCUGUAAAACUAGAAAUGUGAAUGUUUGAUAACAUAACUAGGUACAGUAGUAGCUUUUUUUAUUUACUCUUCAAUUAUUUAUUUCUUAUUUGCUCAAAUCUGUUGCUGAACACUUACAUUUGUUGUGAUUUUAACAUGCAAAAUGUUGUAUAUGAGGAAGAAGUUUAAAUAAAUAACAUUUUUGUUUUUUUUUAUAUAAAUGUCUCUCAA